This is a messenger RNA of Cucurbitaria berberidis CBS 394.84, 915 nucleotides long. RefSeq lists its product as uncharacterized. Gene Ontology annotation, biological process: mitochondrion organization. The record is from RefSeq and is a predicted model, not a curated record. Bases 1 to 915 code for a protein of 304 amino acids. NCBI's taxonomy places the organism in Eukaryota, Fungi, Ascomycota, Dothideomycetes, Pleosporales, Cucurbitariaceae. Gene Ontology annotation, cellular component: SAM complex. The transcript has 2 exons.
AUGUCACAACCCAACGAAGGCGAUGCCACCCCUAAUCCGAGCAGCCAGCGAUCCACACCGUCGUCACGAAGCAGCCUCUUCUCCGUCCCCACGCCGAUAAAGCAGCUUUUCGACCGCUUUCCCUUGCACACCUAUCCCGUCAACGAACUUCCUCAACGCGCACCACGGCACCGCAAUGAGCAUAUUCUAUACGUUUUUGCGAGCGAACAGGGCGCAUCAUCAGGCGCGCCAUCGUGGAACCCAGCCUGUCUGAAAUGGCAAGCCUACCUCAAAUUCAGCCAUAUUCCGUUCCGCAUCGCACCAGCGAACAACCACGCUUCGCCCAGCGGCGCUCUGCCUUUUCUCCUCCCCUCGUCGCCCGACCCGUACAAACAGACACAGCCCGUUCCGUCGGCGAAACUGCAGCGCUGGGCGAUGAAUACGCGUGGAGACAAGCGCAUAGAAGAGCCGGGCGACGCGCGAUACGAGGCGUAUUUGAGCUUGUUGGAUCAUAGGAUACGGAGGGCUUGGCUUUAUACAAUCUACCUCUCGCCCAACGCCCCCGCAAUCGCCGAACCCUUGUACAUACUCCCUUCGUCCCGCAACGCUUUUGUCCGCCUCACGCUCGCCCGCGCCCUGCGCCUCGCUGCCGAACAGGAACUGCGCAAGUUUUCCCCGGUUGUCAACGCUGAGACGCUGUACAGCCAGGCGGAAGAAGCUUUCCGUGCCCUGGAUAUGCUACUUGGUGAUGACAAGUGGUUCUUCGGCGCAAAGGGGCCCGGCUUGUUCGAUGCGAGUGUUUUCGCCUACACGCAUUUGUUGCUGGAUGAGGGGUUGGGGAGGGGGUGGGUGGAUACAAGGUUACGGGAUGCGUUGGUCGGGCGGGAGAGGUUGGUUAAGCAUCGGGAGAGGGUUGUUGGGAAGUACUUUUCUUAG